Hemiscyllium ocellatum (epaulette shark) is the source of this 4298-nucleotide messenger RNA. RefSeq names its product transcription cofactor vestigial-like protein 2. The transcript is spliced from 4 exons. The record is from RefSeq and is a predicted model, not a curated record. Bases 180 to 908 code for a protein of 242 amino acids. Lineage: Eukaryota; Metazoa; Chordata; Chondrichthyes; Orectolobiformes; Hemiscylliidae. Gene Ontology annotation, cellular component: nucleus. Gene Ontology annotation, biological process: regulation of transcription by RNA polymerase II.
GCCACAGCCCGUCACUGCCUGCUUGCUCCCUGCAAUCUGCCUGGUCUGUCUCACACACACAGACACACUGUGGCAAACACUGGGUAUUCAUAGCCAUGGGAUCACCUCUGCUCACCCCACUGGCAUUUCACCGUCCCUGAAACAGGGACAGCUUCAGUUCCGAGCCCACGAGCGAGAGGAUGGAGCAAGAGCAAGGGAGGAGCAGCCAGCAGCAGACCCGGGCCAAGUUGGAGCAGGAAGAUGGAGGAACCAGCUUUAGCACAGUGCGAUCCCAGGAGGCUGAGGGCAGCUCCCGCUGCAUGGUCUUCACUUACUUCAAAGGAGACAGUAACAGUAUGGUGGAGCAACACUUCAACAGAGCCCUGAAACGGCCGCGGAGUCCCACAGGCAACAGCUCAAAGCGGAAAGCAGCCACCAACGUUCCAUCGUCAGGUGGGAAACCCGCAGCCCACCCACUCCAUUGGGAUCCUCGUGCUCCACUCUGGCCCACUGCACCCCAAGGUGCCAACCUGUCUGCUGUGCCCCUCAAGGCUGCGGGGGCACCCCUCCCUGUGCCUCAGUACCAUGUGGAUAGUCCCUCGAACCUCCACCCUCAGCCUCACCACCCAUGGCUCUUACCCAGAGUGAGUAGUCACAGCCUAGAGGACUCGAUUUUCUGCCAGCCAAUGCCUGAUCUCCACCGACUGACGCCAGGUACAAUCAACAGCCAUCAGUAUAACUCCUUCCUGGUGCCACUGAGAGGGGAGGGCAUGCCAGCUGAAACCAGCCAGCGACAGACGGUCCCAAAGUCUAACCUGACCUCAACCUGGACAGAGCCACUUCCUGGAGCUGCUGAUGUGAGGCAGAGUGAGAGUGUCGAUGUAGGUUUACAAGCCCCUCAGAGGAGGAAGGACAUUUACUGGUAUUAGCCUGAGCUGUCUGCCUUUUCUCUGACUGGAUGUUUAUCCGUGACCCCCCAGCACCAGCCCAGCCUGUUCGAGCUCAGUAAACCUUCCCUUCUGCUGCCUGCUCCUUCCAAUUCAUUCCACAACAACUCUCUUUCUGAGCUGCUCCUUAUCCUUACCCUCCUCAUCCAGCUCCUGGUGUGAACCUGGGACCCCCGCAGUGUGUAUCUGACACAGAUGAAGGAAUUGGAUUUAAAGUAUGGAUGUGAUGGGAGUGGGACUGUUGGGCUGGGUCAGGGAUCAGUUGCUGCUCAAGGCUAAUGGGCAAUAAGCAUCAAGUCCUUCUCUCUGACCUUGCUUGAUCUUAACCCGGAAUAUUCUCCAAUCUGGGAAGCUCAGAGAUUCCAAAUGGUAUGUAAAGUCUUUGUAUAAAUGUGUGGAUCUUCAGUGAGGUGUUUGACUGACCACCCUCUGAUAGUGAGAGACCAAGGAGGCCAGAGGCAACGCCUCUUCACAAAUUAUAAACCAACUUCUGCAAAGGCACAACUCAGAGUCUACAAUAACAUGGAAGAUCUUCAGCAACAAACUUAUAGUCUUGGGCAUCUUGCAAACCGAAACCAUCUCUGGGUACUACACAGAAACCUUCUCCAUCUCUGGGCACUUCAUGGAAACAUUCCGCAGCAAGGUUUGGGAGAAUUCCAGAUUUGUGACGGUCACCACUUACUGGAGCAGGUCAGACCAGACAGCUCCGAAUUAGCCGAGUUGGGAUACCAGGGAUCGAGUGGAAGGGAGUGCUGGGGUAAUGGAGCGUGUCUGAAAAUAGAGAUAAAAAUACCCAGAGUCGAUAAGGAAUCUUCCCGUGAAACACAUAUUAUUCAUUUACUCAGAGAGUGUUGUGCUUAAAGUGAAUUCCAAAUAUUACCUGCUGAAAUCUCGUAAUAUUUAUUAUUUAAAACAACAGAAGACCUCAAAACUGAAUAUUGCUGAGAAAAGGCUCAUCUGAUUGAAAUUUUUCAUCUUGCGUCAUCAGGACUAUUAGCAAGAAUGCCAAAUAGAAGCAAAACAACAUUUACACAGAAUGCUGAUUGUUUGGCAAGUGGACUCUGGUUUGGAUGUUGCUCCGGAGUGCAGACAAAUCUAACCUGAAUGUGUCCUCUGUAGGAGGAAUCUGAAGGAGGUUCACUCGGUUUCUCUCUCCACAGAUGCUGCUUUCUUUCUCCAGCAUUUCCUGUGUUAGGGUUUUGCUGAUCUCUCUCUCAUGUCUAAAUUGGAUGUGUUUGACUGUGUGAUCUCAGAGUAAACAUUCACGGUCCCUCAAUUCCAGCUACCGGUUAGUGAGAGCUCAGGGCUUGUUACCAAAUAGUUUGCAUUUCUUGGGCAAUGUCAGAGUGACCAGCUGCUGAUAAUCCGACCGAUAAACCAAACGGGUGAAGGAAACGAUCUGUGGUUUGUUUUCACAUUUUCUCUGAAGUUGAUUUUGAUCAAAGGGGCAGAGCUGGGGACAUGCUCACUCACUGACCCUGACCGGGGGAUACGCUCACUCAGUGACCCUGACCGGGGGAUAUACUCGCUCAGUGACCCUGACCUGGGGAUACGCUCACUCACUGACCCUGACCUGGGGACAUGCUCACUCACUGACCCUGACCUGGGGAUAUACUGACUCAAUGACCCUGACCUGGGGAUAUACUCGCUCAGUGACCCUGACCUGGGGAUACGCUCACUCACUGACCCUGACCUGGGGACAUGCUCACUCACUGACCCUGACCUGUGGAUAUACUGACUCAGUGACCCUGACCGGGGGAUACGCUCACUCACUGACCCUGACCUGGGGAUAUACUCACUCACUGACCCUGACCUGGGGAUAUACUCACUCACUGACCCUGACCUGGGGAUAUGCUCACUCAGUGACCCUGACCGGGGGAUACGCUCACUCAGUGACCCUGACCUGGGGAUAUACUCGCUCAGUGACCCUGACCUGGGGAUAUACUCACUCAGUGACCCUGACCUGGGGAUACGCUCACUCAGUGACCCUGACCUGGGAUAUACUCGCUCAGUGACCCUGACCUGGGGAUAUACUCGCUCAGUGACCUUGACCUGGGGAUAUACUCGCUCAGUGACCCUGACCUGGGGAUAUACUCGCUCAGUGACCCUGACCUGGGAUAUACUCGCUCAGUGACCUUGCCCAGCUCAGUCAGGGUGCAGUUUCCUCUGUCCUUGUCCCAGUUUCAGUCACACAGCGCAGGCUGUGUAUCCCGAGAGUGUGGGUAGGACUGUUUGGGGAGGUUAGCACCAGGGGGUAGGGAUCUGGUGUCAUGAAGAGUUGGGGGGGAAGUUGGGAAACAUCAGGAUUUGUAUCUGCUUCACUGUGAGGUGGAGGGAGCCCCUGCAAUAUCAUCAGAGUAUGCUCCUGCCUGACUCACUGUCAUUUACUAGAUCCAUCCAAGACCCACAACAUGAACUAUUUAAAGAUAUUUAUAUUUUGACUAAUGAAUCUGAGGGCCAGUUUGAUUAAUAUCAUUGUUAUAAACAUCAAAGUUUAAUCAUCCAGAAUUUCUCCACAAACGGACAUUACUGACUGACAGUGAAGAUUAAUGGGAAGUAAUAACAUCUUGUUGACCGUCAGUCCCUCAGAGGGGAGAAUACGGGUUUAAACUGGAGCUUUCAGUGGAAGACCCAGGAACCUCCUGUUGACAGAGUGCUUUGGGUAAUCUCAGGGAUUGUGGGAAACACACAGGGGACGAUAAGUGAAACACAAGUUGAUUCUCAUCAGAGAAACACCUGAACAGCAAUGAGCUCCCUCCUCCAGUGCUAUUGUAAAUAGCAGCAUGAUCACAAAUUGACAGAAGUAAUCACCUGAAGCCUAGAAUAGGUCACAAUAUUGAUAUUAAAUGAAGAAUAUACUUUUCUACAGUUUUUUUGAAAAAGUAAAUACCAACCAUACAGCAAUAGCCAGCUGUGACACAUUGUCCAGUGUUAGAGCUGGUCGUGCACACUGUCAUCAGUACACCCCGGACAUAUUGUACAAGAUACAUCUUAACUCAGUGUACACUCAGUAUACAGGGACUCCCUGUACACUGUACUGGGUAUACCUGGGGCACUCUGUACUGGGCACACCCAGAGCACACUAUACUGGGUAUACCCGGGACACUCUGUACUGGGUAUACCCGGGACACUCUGUACUGGGUAUACCCAGGGCACUCUGUACUGGGUAUACCUGGGGCACUCUGUACUGGGUAUACCCGGGGCACUCAGUACUGGGCACACCCCAGAGCACUCUGUACUGGGUAUACCUGGGACACUCUGUACUGGGUAUACCCGGGACACUCUGUACUAGGUAUACCUGGGGCAUGCUGUACUGGGUAUACCCGGGGCACUCUGUACUAGGUAUACCCGGGAGACUCUGUACUGGGUAUA